CUCGUCCGCUAUCUAACACAUUGAAAACCUAUAACAAACAGACUUUUCCUUCAUCUUGGUUCUGCAUUUUGAUGAUAAAAUGCUUUUCGUGUAAUCUACAUGGUCAGCGUAGAGACAUUGGAGUUAGAAUCAACAAUGGCAAGGCGCAACGUGCUAAUGAUAUAGAAGAUUAGUAGCUAACUCCUGAAAGACAACAAACUGAGAUCCAGAGGUACAAAUCGUAAAUAUUAUUGGUGAAAAGCGGCUGCCGAAAACAAAAACAGGAGUGGAUCUCACCCAAAGAAUCUGAAAAAAACAACUACUACGGCUGAGAUCACAAACACACACAUUGCAUACACAUUCAAGCAAUAAAAAGCAAUGUUAAAUCUUCAGGGUGGUGUUAGCGUGAGACCUAAUUCAAAAUAUUCUUUAAAACAAGCUAGAUCAGUCGAUAAAUAUACACUAAACGAUGAUCAGUUAACCCAUCCAAAUGCGAUACCUAAAUAUAUUUUUAAUAAACUGAUGAUAACUGAUUACCGUGUCCGUGAAUUUGAAUUAAAUAACAAAGCUAGAAAUACUUACGACUCCGAUGAGAGCGAGGAUGAAGAUGAUGAGAGGGAGGAUGAAGGUGACGAGAGCGAGGAUGAAGGUGACGAGAGCGAGGAUGAAGAUGAUGAGAGCGAGGAUGAAGAUGAUGAGAUGGAGGAUGACGAUAUUGGCGAGGAAACAGGAGUCCAUCCGAUGGAUGCAUUUCUUCGUAUUUUUCAUUCUUCCGAUAUUUUUUUACGACGUUAUCUUGCUACUAGGUUAUCUGAAUGUCAACUCAGUGUUCCAUUUCUUCUGCCUGAUCCUAAGACGGGGAAAUCUGAAAACGUCACAAUGUUACUUUCAGCUUUACAGAAUAUCACGAAGUCUUGGAAAAGUGGUUCCAGCAACAAUGAAAGUGUACAAGAGGUGUUUGCAACCCUACAUCCAUUUCCAGUAGUUUCCUUCAUCCGUCUCGGCCAACCAACCAUGUCGAAAUCAUUCUUGAUCAACAAAAUUAUGAGUGACGGAGGCAGUAACCACAAUUUCUUCUUUCACAAAGAUAUGGAAGGUGGCGACGUCGAAAGGAAAGUAGUUGAUGGAUUGGUUGAAUUGAGCUGGUAUCUUCCUGGGGGAAAACCGGAGGCAAUACUGAAACGUGAAAUUUGCUUUGCAAAUCUUCGAGGAGAGGCUGGAAUUUUCAAGAAACAACUAAACGUUCUUUCGAAGAUAUCAUCCAUUCUUUGUAUAGUACUACCAUCAGCAUGUCCGGAUCAGACCAUGCAAAAUAUUUUAAUGAGAUUUGUCCGUAACGACACAAAAGUAAUUCUUUUAUUCAAUGAAAAAUUAGAAAAAAGUGCAAAGAAAUAUUUUGACGAGUUAAAGAGUAAUUCUGAUGGAAAGUUCUCUUUGAUAACAAAGGCGAAAAGACGCAAUGAAUAUGACUAUCUUCAGACUAUACGAGAAGGUAUCAGAAAGAAAAUAGAUGGAGUGAAUGCAAGGCCUCUUGUGAAGAUAUCGAUGUGUGCAAAUGAAUAUGACAUUCAACUUGAGGACGAUCAAAUAGAUCCAGAGUUUAAGGCGAUGAUAGACAGCUUGUUGGAAAAGGGGAUUGAAAGAAUGAAAAAAUUAAUGACGUUGCAAAUACACAUCCCAGUAUUGGCAGAGUUGGAGCGUGAGAUGUAUCGUCCAAAACGUUAUGGUGACAAAUUUAUUAAAGAAGAUAAUAACGAAAUAUAUGAGAAAGUUGCAAAAAGUAAAGAGGCGCAAAAGACAUCUUUGAAACAUCUUGACAAAGAUAUUCUUAAUUGUCUUAAUCACAUUACAAUGAUGGGUGAAUUAGAACGACAAAAAGCAUUGAACAUGUUGAAGCACCGGUUGGAAAUACAAAGAUCAAAUGCCUCGCUUGGCUUAGAACACGUCAUCAGAGAACUAGCCCAGCUAUACCAAAUAUAAAAAGAACCACAAAAGACAAUGCAAGUGCUGCAGAGGAAAGCAAAUACGACUAUGCAGGGGCUGCAGCAGACAUGUUGCUUU
Messenger RNA from Dendronephthya gigantea, 2040 nucleotides. Its product is annotated as interferon-induced very large GTPase 1-like. Lineage: Eukaryota; Metazoa; Cnidaria; Anthozoa; Malacalcyonacea; Nephtheidae. The transcript has 3 exons. The record is from RefSeq and is a predicted model, not a curated record. Bases 358 to 1959 code for a protein of 533 amino acids.